This is a messenger RNA of Hydra vulgaris (swiftwater hydra), 1389 nucleotides long. RefSeq lists its product as uncharacterized. Lineage: Eukaryota; Metazoa; Cnidaria; Hydrozoa; Anthoathecata; Hydridae. The record is from RefSeq and is a predicted model, not a curated record.
UUUAAUUUAUUAUAACAAACAUAAUUGACUAAUGGCGAGCAAAGGUUCAUAUGCAGUAGUAUCUUUUUGUAAAGAAAAUGGAGAGUUAUCUGUGAUACCUCAGGCGUGGCUGUUAGCAGAUGGAGAUGGCAAGUUUAAUCGUUGCUACUGGCCUCCUUUUGCCAGACAAGAGUCCAUUGAUAAGGCAAUACAUAGUUCAACAGCUUGUUCUAUUUUAUGGGCACAGCAUCCAAUUCGGCUUAUGGCAGUGGCAGAUUCUUACCCAAAAGCUGUUGAGAAAUUAAAAGAUGCUCAGUAUACAUCUGAUUUACAAACAGAAGUUGAUGAAGUCUAUCAACGACCAAAGCGUAAACGAAAAGCAAGACAAUCGCUUGAUGAUGCUGAAAAUGAUAGCGUUGAUGAGAAUGUUAGUUCUCAUAUUCAAGAAACAAUUAAACAGUCAAAAAAGUUAAAAUUCUAUUCUCAAGCACCAAAUGUACCACCUUUUCCUAUUGAUGCUUUGGUACCUGGUAAUAGUAAUACACCUGAUACAAAUGAAAAUUUUGAUAGCAAUUUUAAAGACGAUUUUGUAGUGGGUGAGAGUUCAGAAAAUAGCCAAAAUAAUAACUUUGCUUCAAAGUAUGCUGGAACAGGGACUGAGCAUUUCACUACAAACUUUGAAUUUGUUUUUAAAAACUUUGCAAAACAAACUUUUAAAAUAAUGGCGGAAUUGAAAUCGACCUUGUUAGAAGUCCAAAGUCAGGUUAAUUUAAAUACGCAACAUCUGCAAGCAUUGACUGAUGGAGGUUUUGAAACUGCUGAUAGGCUUUUUGAACAACUUGAAUUGCCAAUUGGUAAUAUAUGUGAUUUUCUUGAUUUAAAUCUGAAGCUUUCAGACAAAGUUUUGUUCAAGAGACUGGUGGUUGCUGUUUCUUCCAAAGGCGGAUCUACAUUAAGAGAAGCCGUGAAAUUUAUGUUAAGGAGCAUGUUAAAUAAUACAGUUUUAAGAAAUUUAAACUGGACAGGGCAACCGUCAAAAACCAAAUUCGGAAAUACAAAAUGCCAUCAAGUUAUUUUAAACGCAAUAGCAAGGAAUAUUCCAACACGAAACUCUACAGAGUGUGAUAUACAAAAAGAAAUUGUUCGCUAUAUACAUAGGUCGAAUGAUAGAGAUGGGGGUCGUAAAGAACGAAAAGAAAGAAGGAAACAUUCGACGCCGAUUAGCAAUAUUACAGAUAUUGAAACAUCUUCAUCUUCAAAUGAUGAUUAAGCUUUUUUAUUUAGAUCUAAAAAGUUCUAAUGGUCUUAUCACAGAGCACCGCCACAUGGAGAAUAGCAUUUAUAAAGUUGGCUCUCCGUUCCCAAUUUCACCGAAAAUGCUUAUAUGCUUCACUAUAUUAAAUAUAUACA